Aspergillus niger is the source of this 1332-nucleotide messenger RNA. RefSeq lists its product as uncharacterized. The record is from RefSeq and is a predicted model, not a curated record. Lineage: Eukaryota; Fungi; Ascomycota; Eurotiomycetes; Eurotiales; Aspergillaceae. The transcript is spliced from 6 exons. Gene Ontology annotation, molecular function: catalytic activity. The coding region runs from base 1 to 1332 and encodes 443 amino acids.
AUGAAUCCCACGGCCGCACUGAGGGUACAGCGGGCUUGCAUUGCCCGUCGCAGCAUUUAUGUUCCCCGGCGGACAACGCAAUGGCGCAGCUAUUCUUCUGCUGUUUCUGAUGAUACACUUCCUCUGAAAGGUAUACGAGUCUUGGAUAUGACACGAGUUUUGGCUGGUCCAUACUGUACCCAGAUUUUGGGAGAUUUAGGAGCGGAUGUUAUUAAGAUCGAACACCCCGUGCGCGGUGAUGAUACUCGAGCUUGGGGUCCCCCGUACGCCACGUACACGGAUGGGUCUGAAGGCCCAGGAGAGAGUGCCUACUAUCUUGGAGUAAAUCGCAACAAGAAAUCAAUCGGUUUGUCUUUCGCUCAUAAGUCCGGUGUUGAGAUUCUACACCGGCUGGCGAAAGAAUGUGACGUCCUCGUCGAGAACUACCUUCCUGGUAACCUUAAGAAAUAUAACAUGGAUUAUGAGACUCUGCGCUCUAUCAAUCCCAAACUUAUCUACGCCAGCAUCACCGGAUAUGGUCAGACCGGGCCAUACAGCAAUCGUGCGGGGUACGAUGUCAUGGUUGAAGCGGAGAUGGGCUUGAUGCAUAUCACGGGUAGUAGAGAGGGCGAGCCGGUGAAAGUUGGCGUUGCUGUGACCGACUUGACGACUGGCCUGUACACCUCGAAUGCCAUUAUGGCCGCCUUGCUUGCGCGGGCGAGGACUGGUAAGGGACAGCAUAUCGAUGCGUGUCUGAGCGACUGUCAAGUUGCGACAUUGGCGAAUAUUGCCAGUUCCGCUCUUAUCAGUGGCAAGAAGGAUUCGGGAAGAUGGGGAACCGCACACCCAUCCAUUGUGCCUUACCGCAGCUACAAGACGCUCGAUGGCGAUAUUCUUUUCGGAGGCGGGAACGAUAGGCUGUUUGGUGUGUUGUGCGACCGACUUGGACACCCGGAAUGGAAGACCGAUCCCCGAUUCGUUACCAACAGUGAUCGAGUAAAGCAUCGUACGGAUAUUGAUGGCCUGAUUGAGGAAACUGUGAAGCAAAAGACCACGCAAGAGUGGCUUGAGAUUUUGGAGGGCAGCGGCAUGCCCUAUGCCGCAGUCAAUGAUAUUCAGGGAACGUUGAACCACUCUCACGUCCAAGCACGAGGCAUGGUUGCAGAAAUUGACCAUCCAGCCUGCGGUCCCAUCAAGUUGGUGAAUACACCCAUCAAGUAUUCCCACGCAACCCCUGGCAUCCGGACACCGCCCCCAACCCUCGGGCAACAUACGGACGAGAUAUUGGGGGAGUUACUCGAGUAUGGCAAGGACGAUAUUGCUCGGUUGAAGAAAGAUGGCGUAGUAGCAUAG